AAAAAGAGGAAAGAAAUGAAAUUUCCCACGAAGGGAUGGCCAUGGUUUUAGUACGGUGUUGUUUAUGUUGUUUCGAUCUUACGCUAGGAUCACCUUUUGCUUGCGCUCGGUGUCAAUGAUCUAGGCACACGCAAUUGCGUCGUGCAACCGCGGUAACUUUCGAAUGCCUUUGCACGUUCCUCACGUUGCUGUUAAACAACAUCAAGAAGAGAGAAGAUUUUGAGUUGUUCUCAAACUAGCUAGUUCUUAGAUUAGGCAACGUUAAUGGUUGUUAUCAUUCGGGGCAACGAUCUAUGAAAUAACUUUUGAUGAGAACAAACCUGUUCAAACUGAAUUCAUCAUAUUCAUAUACAGAGCGAGUUAAUAAUUAUUCGUUUCAUUUAGAUGUCUUUAGGAAAAAGAAUAUUUUGUUUAGUUUGUAAUAUGAUAUAUGAAAAACAAAUUAAUAAGAACAAAAAUAAUAGUAUAUAUUUGAUAUGGUAAUUCCAGAGAAAUUGAUAUAAAUGAAAAGAAUUUGGAUAUUUCUCAUUUCACGUUAAAUUCUUUUAUUUCAAUGAUAUACGUAUCGUAAUUCCUAUGACAAAUUUUUAAUUUCAUCCUGAAGAUAGUGAAUGAAAAAGUAUUGUCUCGACUUGUAUACCUUUUUAUACACAUUUUACAAUUGAUUCAAUUAGGUCACGAGAGAACACGAGAUUUUUAACGAAUUUUUUAUAUACUUUUUGGAAUUUACGAACCCUGGAAUAUUUUUUGAAGCACUCAACGGCAAUUGUACGCGUAUAAAUAUAUUAAUAAAUAUAUUCGUAUAAUAAAUAAUAUGUAUAAAAUAAAAUGAAAGAGAGAGAAAGAGAGAAACAGAAUGGCGUUUCUCGGUACUCGGUACAGUCGAUGAGGACGAUUUAACAAUUCCGAAGGUAAUUACCCCUGAACGAGCGCGCGGGCUUUUAACUUGAGUAAAAGUGAAAACGUAGUGGAAUACGCGAAGGUAGGUACACUUGUAUGUACGAGAUGUGUAAGAGAAUUUACAUGCGAGAAAUAAUUCGUCUGGGAUAUCCGUGCGACGACAUUACGUUUAACAUUCUUCUUUUUCUAUUUUUUCUUUUUUCUUCACAUACCUCGCUAUUGUUCGUUGAAAUAGAAUACGUUUACGAAAUACAUGCAUACAUACGUACGUAUAUAUAUGUAUAUAUAUGUGUAUAUAUGUAUGCAAAAUACUCCUCGCAUAAAGACUGUGAAAAAUACUUGAAUUGAAUUUUUCUGUGACAUUUGGAUGAAAUAAAAAAGGAAAGAAAAUGAAAAGGAAAAGUUAAUAAAAAAGGGAAAAAAGGACAUGGAAAAAAUGUAAAACGUAUUCACCCAUAUUGUAAUAGAUAUAAGCAUAUAUAUACACACACGCAUGCAUAGAUAUACGGAGCCUUAAAGUCCAGUAACACAUUUCGUGCGAAAAUAAUACGCUUUUACGAACGCAAUCGGUUUUUACAAUCGACAGAGACGUUGCGUCUGUAGCACAACGCUCAUUAGAUUCGCUUCCCGUUCGUUUUCCAAGCCCGAGCUUAAUAUCCAUCGUCUCUAACACGGCAUACAAGUUUGUACGCGUAUUUAGCGCGUAAUUUAUAUAAGAAGAGAGGCACGCUUGGUUCCACCCCAAAGCACUUCGAUUCAAUGGCGUCAGCAUCGUCGUCGUUAAUAUUGCAAGAACUUAAGAAACCUCUGAUCCUUUCUACUCUACGAUUAGACGAGUCUUCAAAGUCGCCGCGAUCGGAGGAAAUGAAAAAGUUGUUAAUGAAACACUUAAAAGAACGAGUUUCGUUUGGCUCGUCGCAUUCAAAAUCGAAAUCUUCAUUCCAUCAUCUUUAUGCACGGUAAUUAAACUCGUGGUUUAAUUAAAAACGUAUACGCCACUGUGCGCACGAAGCAAUUGUUGCGGAGCAAGGAACCUCCAACUUAGUCAGUGUUGCAUCGAACAUCCUCGAGUUCGGAUGCAACUCGAUAUUUUUCUUCGACGAAGAGUAUGGAUUUACGUGAUGUUUUGUUUUUGUUUCUUCAACGAUCCAAAAUCCUUUCGCAUCGUGCAAAUCCCGACGUACCUUUAAAAAAACAAUACUACUACCUUCAAGACUACCUGAUUACAUUCGAACGACGUUUCGAGACAUGGAACCGUUAACGAAUUCUACGUGAGCAGCAGGAAUUUUUCGAGCUUGACUAACCCAAUAAACUCGAUAGAAGCCUCGUCCGUGACCUCCUAACUUCCUUAAGCCGAAACUUAGCAUGCGCCGCGCCGAGUGUCGAUAAACUGAAAAAAGCAACAGAAAAGAAAAAGAAACAAAAUAUAUCACGUCGUCGAACGAGGAUACCGACUCGAUUCUCUUCGAAUCUUCGUGAGGAUUUACGGUGAGGAAAGGAACCGAGAGGAAAGAGGAAACUAUAUAAGCGUAUCACAUGCGAGCUGGACACGCGGAAGGAACGCUAACGAGUCGGCAAGGAGGUCGAGUCCACGAACUUGUCAUGGAGUACCAGAAAUAUGUCGAUAUUUAAGUGGAACUAAAACUGGUAUCGGUGCCUCCGACCGCUAGUUGCUGACAUUUGUUUGAACUUUCAUAUACCUAUCUACGCCGGAGCAAAGGAUAACUCGCAAGCGAGGCUUCGCGAAAGCGGUACUCUAAGCACCUCGGUGUAUUUGCAAGGAUGCAUCGUUAAAUGCAACGAUAUGGGUUAAACGAGAUUUGAUACAGGCAGAGUGGUUCGUUUCUUCGCAAUUAGAACGUCGAACCAGUUUGUACUAGACGAGUUAAUGAGUGAACAUGUGAAUUUCACGAAUAACAGCUGCGAAGGAAAAGACGAGUUAAUAUGAUCGAUUAUCGAGUUCCAUUGUGAAACGAUACGAGAAAGUCGAAUUCUCGAGAAGCCACGUCCGAUGGGACUUCGAUAGGAAGGGGAGAAUUUCCAUCAUCAGAGAUUUCUCCAUUCUCGACGAUGAGUUCAGCGACGUGCAUACGUGUAUGCUCGCGCAUGGUAGCUCGAUGACCUUGAAAGGUACGAACUGUGACCAACAGUGCUUUCUCGCGUGGGUGAGACGAGAAUCGAUGGAUUUUCCAAGAGAUACAGAGACAGAGUGGAUCGAUCGUCGGGAUGAACAGAACGUCGAGUUGUGCUAGCAGCACGAAGAAAGUCGCUUCUUCCAGGACACAGAAAACUAUAACGACAACGACGACGACAACGAAAACGACAAGGACAACGACAACGACGACGUCCUCCUCCUCCUCUUUGUCGUCAUCGCGAAAUGCACGCUCGGAGGCUUUCUACGCGAGCGUGAAACCGUUAUCCGCUCGACGUGCGUUGCAUAAUUCUGCCGGCCCAGACCCAGAUGCGAAUUCCGCUCCAAAUUCUUACGGAACGGCGGAACGAACGAGCAGGGGAUAUCAGACUUCCGGUCGUCCUAAGAACCACGGAGUAACAACAGGGACAGGGGUUAAUAAAAGCGAUAACGGUAAAAACUCAACGACAAGUAGAUCGAUCGUACGGGAGUCCCUAGUUCCGUACGUGCCAACGAUAUCGAGAAAAGAGAUCCUCAAGAAAAGCUGCACGAAAAACGAUGAUAUAUCCAGCGGUGCGAGAUUCACUGACAGCCUUCGGCGACAUUGUUGGAUACGUUCGACGAUCGAGAUCGACGAUGAAGGUGCUAGACCAAAGACUCUUCCUUCGAUGGGAAGAAGACUACGAGCCGAGAGAGACUUCAAACAGGUCUCCAGACGAGAUAUCCUUCGAAGGAGAGACAGUGUCGACGUUGUUACGCUUCGAGCGACCUCCCACGGAGGUUCAACUCGGUUCACUGGAAAGAAUAUCUAUGGGAAAGAGUGUCUCGAGGUAAAAGGUAACACGUUUGGAUCCAACUCGAGUACGUCGACGAGCGUUUCGAAUGACACCAGGUCAAGAGCAGCACGAUCAGCCGGCUCUCUGCAACGUCCUAGGUGGAACAAAGACGAAGAAGAAGAACGUGAUUCUAAAUCCCCGUCUGGUUCUGAUCUCUUGACAAUUAGCGCCACGCUUCGGGACAUUAACCGCGGCCUUGUACCGAGACCGUCGACCUUGCCCAAGAUCGUACACGGUUCGAGAUCCUCCCGUAGUGGCAACGAAGAUUGGUGCUAUUUCAGAUCAGAUCCCGUGAAGAAAGAGCCACCGGUUUAUGGUAGGAUACGAAGAAGAAAAACGUCCUUACCUGUUGCAACUUCUUUUGAGGACUCCUCAAAUUCUAAUACUCUAUCCAGGUACACGAAAGCUCGUAAAAAUUCACAAGGUUCUCGAUCAAACACUCUGGAAACGUACUCUCUCGUUGGAAAAAUCAACAGACGUCUAAGAAAUCAUCCUCUUCCUGACGGUUUUACUUAUCGCGCUAAAUCGGACUCGAAUCUCGCCGAAAUUACUAUGAAGAAUGUGGAUAUGAAAAAGAAUGCGAUUUACGCGAAGGUAUCUCGAAAAACCGGCAUAUCUCGCGACGUUGAAAAGAUCGAACCGGAAACUAAUGUUCAUCAAACGAUGUCCAGGAGAAGGAUUAUUCAAAACGCGGUACAGUCUGAAUCUUUGGAUAGAAGAAAAAUAUCUCGCGCGAAGGACGAUCGGAAUUUUGUUCGAACGAAUUCGGAAAAGAUUUACGUUCGCUCGAAUUUAAGUUCGAACGAUCGUUCUGACGAAUUUUCGAGAUACGAUGAUUUAACCGGUCAAGAACGACAGGAUAUUUGUAGAACAUCGAGAAUCGAUUCUAUAAACGAUUAUCAUCAAUCGGACAAUUCCUUUUGGCAUAAAACGCACGAUGGUAGAUACAGAUCGAAGUCUCAGACCAGGUUGAUAGAAAUUCGUAACUCCAAUCGUGAAAAUCUUCCUUCGGUCGCAUCAACGACGAUCAACAGAUUGUCGAGUACACUUCCCAGUUACGCGAAAACAUCGAGAAAGUUUUCCACUUCCAGCGUGUCCGUUCGCGCGGCUCGUACCGAGCCGCAAAAUUUCGACGAUCGGAAACGAUUAUCGAGAGAAACUGGAACGUUGUCGAAGUUAACGAAGGAGAGAUCGAAUUGCCUGAAGAAAUCAGCCGGCAUGGUUGCUGCUGCUGCUGCUGUUGCUGUUGCUGCUACUCACGCGAGGAAUCGUAGCGAAACCGAUACCAUAGCCCGUUCUAAGUCGUCUCCUGUCACGACGAGUUCCUCGAUUUUUGGAUUCUGUACAGGAAAGAGAAGAGUUCACGCAAGCGAGACGAAUAAAGAGAAAACUGUGAACGUUGAAUUUUCCUAUCCGCGGUGGCACUUAAAAACGGUGCUUCAUAUUUAUCAAAAGAAAUACAAAUGUAUUGUUUUUUGGAGUUUUUCGCGAUUAUUAUGUACUCUGUUAAAAUUUUUUAAACGUUGUUUCGUAAAAUGUUCUCUACAACAAGCGAAACGUUAACUUUUAAAGAAAAAAGAAAUCAAUUUUAAGAAAAUUAAUUGAUUUUCACGAGGUUUUACUUUGACAAUAAUUUUCUUAAAAUUGCCUCUUUGUCAAAGAAUCCAAGAAACAUUUUCUCAGUAAGAUAAUUGAAAUUUCGUCAUUGACACCAAACGUUUCUGUUAUAAAACUCGUUUUUUUUU
Vespula vulgaris is the source of this 5612-nucleotide messenger RNA. RefSeq names its product serine-rich adhesin for platelets-like. The coding region runs from base 3127 to 5430 and encodes 767 amino acids. Lineage: Eukaryota; Metazoa; Arthropoda; Insecta; Hymenoptera; Vespidae. The record is from RefSeq and is a predicted model, not a curated record. The transcript has a single exon.